This is a messenger RNA of Nylanderia fulva, 3641 nucleotides long. Lineage: Eukaryota; Metazoa; Arthropoda; Insecta; Hymenoptera; Formicidae. The record is from RefSeq and is a predicted model, not a curated record.
AGUUUCGUAGUAGUAUCUCGAGCGCCCUUAACCAACCGUGUUCACGCUGUCGUGCGACAAGAGGCGAGAGAGACGGAGUUUCCAGGCCAGGUAGCCGGUGACGAGUCGCCGACAGACGUUGCGCGCGUUCGCGAGUGCCCCGCGGCUGGCUGCGUGGCCCUGACAGCAGCAGCAGCCGGCCCUCGGCCGGCGGAGCCUCCUGCCUCGCGCGCGUCGAGUUCCGUUCCUGCGGACGGAGCGCACGAGCGAGCGAGUGUCGGGCGCGAGUCGAGUCGAGGGGAGUCACACGCUCGAGAGAGGCGAAGCAGCGGACGGUCGAUUGACGCGGACAGUAGGAACAACGGGCUUGGAGACGAGCGCGGCCUACGUGCGAUUCUUCCUGCGUAUCUGAUGAGCUCCUCCGCCGCGCCGCUGCUGGUGGUAAGAUGGCUGUGCAGCUGGACGGAGGAGGGAAGGAGGACCUGAAAACACAGUUUGUCACGCGGGAGGGCACCUACAAGCUGAUGACCCUAUCGGAGUACUCGAGACCGAACCGGGUCGGCUACACCAACAGCCAGGGCAGCGCGUCCGUCAGGGUGUCCUUCGUCACGUUGCCGGAUCCAGCGGAUCCUACGGGCUCGCAGGGCCUCGGCGACCGAAUGUGUUUCAACUUCGGGAAGGAGCUCUACGUUUACGUCUACCGUGGCGUCAAGAAGGCUGUGGAUUUGAACAAACCAGUGGAUAAAAAGUUAUACAAAGGGACUAAUCCAACUUGCCACAAUUUUAAUCAAACAACAGCAACAGCUGAUAGCGCUCCGUUAUUGGUGGGAUUUUCUACAGGGCAGAUACAGUUGAUUGAUCCGAUAAAGAAGGAACUCAGCAAAUUGUACAAUGAAGAUAGGCUGAUAGAUAAAAGCAAAGUGACGUGCAUAAAGUGGGUUCCUGGCUCGAACAACCUAUUUUUGGUUUCUCAUAGUUCUGGUCAAUUGUACCUUUAUAAUGAAGAGCUGCUCUGCGGCACCACAGCGCCUCAUUAUCAGUCAUUUAAGUCGGGUGACGGAUACGCCAUAUAUACCUGCAAGACUAAAUCCACCAGGAAUCCGCUGUAUCGGUGGGUGAUAGGUGCGGAAGGUUGUUGUAUAAACGAGUUCGCCUUCAGCCCUUGCGGCACAAACUUAGCCGUGGUGUCCCAGGAUGGAUUUCUGCGCGUUUUUCAAUACAACACCAUGGAGUUGGUCGGCUCGGCAAGGAGCUAUUUUGGUGGUUUUCUGUGUGUGUGCUGGUCACCGGACGGACGUUACGUGGUGGUCGGUGGCGAGGACGAUUUAGUGACCAUUUGGAGCUUCCACGAGAAACGAGUCGUGGCACGAGGACAGGGCCACCAUAGUUGGGUGAGCGUAGUCGCCUUCGAUCCGUAUACCACGUCCUACGGCGAUCACGAUCCUGACUUUAGCGGCUCGGAUGACGAGACAACGAUGCCACACAGCAAUCAUAAUCACUUCCACGAAAAGUCGCAUCGUCUUUCCACGACCUCGCAAGGCGGCCAUUCGAACCGUAACUCCUGCGGCUCGGAAUUGAGAAUGUCGAGCGGCACGUGCUACAGGUUAGGCAGUGUAUCUCAAGAUACUCAGCUGUGUCUGUGGGACAUCACGGAAGAUGUACUGAGACAACCAGUGUGCGCCAAGCAGAGGUCCUCCGUAGCGGGUGGCACCAGCGGCACUCUGUCGUCUUCGGGUACGUUUAAUAGUGGUAACGGAACAGCGGCGACGGCGAAUCAUCAUUCGAACUCGAAUGCUAAACACAAUAACUCGAAUAACAUAAAUUUUAAAGAGAACGCGAGUGGUAAUAACGAAAAUAGUAAUAAUAGCACGAGCACGAACGCCGCGGUGGCGACUGUGAAUUCGCUGACGCAGAGGCUAGCGGGUCUUGGUUUUGGCGAGCGUAAAGGUGAUAAUCACAAGAGAAACUUUAGUCUCACUAUGCGAGGCGGAGGCACCGGUGCGGCGGCGGCGGCGGCAACGGCGACCAACAACAGUACGACGACAGUUGUGCAAAACAAUGGUGGCGAUAAGGCGAGCACUGGAAACUCGACGAAUACGACGAGUAGUAGUCUGAACAACAGUGUUAGUGCGAGUUUAGUAGGUGGAACGGGGAAUAAAAAGGUUAGUUCCGUGAUGGACGAUCCAAUGAGGUUGAUAGGGACCGCCUGGUGUCCCAGGUUCGACGAGUGCCCGGUCCUCGAGCCGCUGGUGUGCAAGAAGCUGGCGCACGAGAGGCUGACUGAAUUAGUGUUUAGGGAAGAUUGCUUCGUGACGGCGUGUCAGGACGGAUACGUGUACACGUGGGCGAGACCCGGCCACAUGUGCAAUGAUGACCAAAUGUUCAAGCAUGCUAUGACCAUCAAUUUGUCACCAAAUGAUGAAAUGACAAUUAGUCCGGUGGUGCCAUGUUAUAUGAAACAAGCUGGAUGUGCACGAUGGCAAUUUCUUAAAUUGGGAAGUAGUGUGCCGAUAAAGGCAGGUGACGUCUGCUCUCUGCUGCCUGAUAAAUGUUGGUUUAAGAUCAUCUCGAUACCAGACAUGAUGGAAGAAAAUGAUCAAAUAUUAAAGAGAAAAGCUAAUGAAAAUUUGAGUAAUGAAGUGGACUGUAAGAAAGAAUGCUUGUCAUCCAAUGUGGAAGCUAUUGUAUCUCCUAGUAAAACUUUGACUGAUGUGCAAAGUGAUAAAGAUAUGUUAAAUGAGCAUCAGAAUUCUUCCGUUAAUGAUGAAAAUAGUGAGCACAAUGAUGGCACUGUUCCAGUUUUACAGGAAAUCUAUUUUGCAAGCUCUUUAGAGGGAAGUAAUAUGCCUGCAACAUGUUCUAAAAUGGCACCAGAUCAAGAAAUAACUGAACCUUGUGUCAAGCAACAGAAUGAUAAGAAACGGAAAGCAAAGAACAUUAACUUAGCGAAUAAAUCUGCAACAGAUGUUGAAGCAGGAAAGAAAAUUAAAUUGGAUUGCAAUGUUCAUUUCAGUGAUCAACCCAAAAUUCAAGCUUUGCCAACACAGAAUAAUUCUCAUUCGCCAGUUGCCUCGCGUCAGGAUCAAACCAGUGCAUUAAAUGCCGGUAGAACUCCUAGAGAAAAAUGUAUGUACGGUGGUCGAUGUUAUCGGAAAAAUCCUAAUCACAAGAACAAUUACAGUCAUCCUGAUGAUUCCGAUUACGAAAAGAUAGAUGGUCGAGAAGAGUGUCCGUAUGGUAUAAAGUGUUAUCGUAAAAAUCCUCAGCACAAAAUGCAAUUUAAGCAUACAAGUGUACCACAUCGCCGUCGAAGAGCUGCCACCCCAAUGCACUCAGCGAUCAUCGAUAUCACAUCCGACAAUUCAUCUGCAGAGGAGUCCGUCGACGAAUCUGAUUACGAACCGUCUGUAUAUACAGAAAGUUCAGAUGACUUAGACGACGAAAGUAGAAGCGAGUGGGAGGAUGGCACAACAGGCUGACAACAAAUAUUGCCUUCGUCGAUUUCGACGUAUUUUGGAGAACGUUUAAAUUAUGGAUGUUUUUAUUGGUAAUUCAGUUAUUUUAUUAUCAAAUAUUUAUUUUCUACUCUGAGAAGGAUUAGAAUAUUAUACCUGCAUCUAUUUUUUUAAUGUGAAAAAGAAUAUAAAAGUGUUAAUAAUACA